Prorocentrum cordatum is the source of this 576-nucleotide messenger RNA. The record is from the annotation of a GenBank genome assembly. Lineage: Eukaryota; Dinophyceae; Prorocentrales; Prorocentraceae.
AUGAUCCUGCGACAGCCAGAGCAGCGUAUCCUGUCGGGUUUCGCCCACGACAAGCACGGAGCGGGCCCCAACAACUCGCACCUGGAUGUCCUCUCGUACGCGAAGCUCGUUCAGGGCUGCCAGGUCCGGAUGCUCCUCGGCUCCACCUGCUACGACCGGCGCAGGUUGAACGAAAGCACGAUCACAGGUGAGCACAUAGGUAAGGCGAUCAAGGCACUGGACGAGGGAUUCGCGUUCGUCGGGAUUCUGGAGGAGAUCGAGUUGAGUGUGUGUCUUUUCCACGCCAUGUUCGGAGGCGCCUGCCGCGCCGCGGAGUUCGUGAACAUCCGGCCGAGCUACGACAGAUUCCGGAGAGGCCCGCAGCGGAUGCAGGCCACGGCGGACCACAACGUCUCCGUGCUGAGCGGCUGGACCGAUGAGAUCGACCGUCCCCUGUAUGAGCACGCCGUCGGCAUCGUGCAUAGCAACAUCCGGUACGGCGUCCACGGGGAGGCCUGCCGCUCCUCGAUCUGCCCCUGCUGCCCCGAGGCCUUCCCGGCGGACGGGAGCGAGUUCGCCCCGCCGAUGGGGCCGUGA